AGUGCGGCCGCCGAGCACGCGCUGGCGGACUAGAGACCAACGAGGCGAGCGGCUGGCGUGGGCCCCUGGUGGGCGGGCGGUGCAGCCCCUAGCUCUAGACCUGGCCCUGAGGACCAGGAGUUCGAGUCCCGCUCCUGCCGAGGGAGGAGCCAGGAGGGUGAGCGGAAACACUUGGCCUCGCGGAGUCGGACCUGCUCUCAGAGCACCUUGAGUGUGAUACGCUCGUGCCGAAGAGGCCCUUGUGGAGCCCCCAAUCCAGGCGGCAGACAGCCCAGACAAUGAGUGAGAAGCUGGACAACGAAGUAAAGGCCCAGAGCCCAUGGAGGACUGCGGACAGGAGAGCAGCAGUGCCAUGGACAACCCUGCAAGCCCAGCACCCCAGGAUGAAGAACAGGGGCCUGGAACCGCUGCAGGGCUGGGGCCCCAGCCUGGGCUCUACAACUACAUCAGGAGCGACCUGUUCACAUCAGAGAUCUUCAAGCUGGAGCUGCAGAACGUACCUCGCCAUGUCAGCUUCAGCGACAUCCGCCGCUUUCUGGGCCGCUUUGGCCUGCAACCUCACAAAACCAAACUCUUCGGGCAACCACCUUGUGCCUUUGUGACAUUCCGCAGUGCUGCUGAGCGGGAUAAGGCUCUGCGAGUGCUGCAUGGCGCUCUCUGGAAAGGCCGCUCACUCAGUGUGCGCCUUGCCCGGCCCAAGGCUGACCCCAUGGCCAAGAAGAGGCAGCAGGAGGGUGAGGGUGAGCUCCCUGCAGCACGAGUUGCAGACGUGGUGACCCCGCUUUGGACAGUGCCCUAUGCUGAGCAGCUGGAGCGCAAGCGGCUGGAGUGUGAGCAGGUGCUACAGAGGCUGGCCAAGGAAAUCGGAAGCACUAACCGCGCCUUGCUGCCCUGGCUGCUGGAACAGAGGCACAAACACAACAAAGCCUGCUGCCCACUGGAGGGGGUCAGGCCAUCACCCCAGCAGACUGAGUAUCGUAAUAAGUGUGAGUUUCUGGUCGGAGUCGGAGUGGAUGGAAAGGACAACACUGUUGGCUGCCGGCUUGGCAAGUACAAAGGUGGGACAUGUACUGUGGCAGCCCCCUUUGACACUGUGCAUAUCCCCGAGGCCACCAAGCAGGUGGUGAAAGCCUUCCAGGAGUUCAUCAGGUCCACCCCAUACUCGGCAUAUGACCCUGAGACAUACGAGGGCCACUGGAAGCAGCUGACUGUGCGCACCAGCCGCCGUGGCCAAGCCAUGGCCAUCGCCUACUUCCACCCCCAGAAACUGAGUCCUGAAGAGCUGGCGGAUCUGAAAUCCUCUCUGGUGAAGCACUUCAUGGAGGGACCAGGCAAGGCUAGCGGGGUGACCUGCCUCUACUUUGUGGAAGAGGGACAGCGAAAGACUCCCAGCCAGGAGGGCCUACCCCUGGAGCAUGUGGCUGGAGACCGGUGCAUCCAGGAGGACCUGCUUGGGCUGACCUUCCGCAUCUCCCCUCAUGCCUUCUUCCAGGUAAACACACCCGCGGCCGAGGUGCUGUACACAGUCAUUCAGGACUGGGCCCAGCUGGACGGGGGAAAUACGGUGCUGGAUGUGUGCUGUGGCACUGGCACCAUUGGCCUGGCCCUGGCCCAGAAGGUGAAGAGAGUAGUUGGGAUUGAGCUGUGCCAGGAGGCCGUGGAGGAUGCCCGAGUGAAUGCCAAGACCAAUGAGCUAAGCAAUGUUGAAUUCCACUGUGGGAGGGCUGAAGACCUUGUGCCGGCCCUGGUGAACAGACUGGCCUCCCAACAACUCGUGGCCAUCCUGGACCCACCCCGAGCUGGCUUGCAUUCCAAGGUGAUUCUGGCCGUUCGUAGAGCUGAGAACCUUAAGAGGCUCCUGUAUGUCUCAUGCAACCCUCGAGCAGCCAUGAGCAAUUUUGUGGAUCUCUGCAGGGCCCCAUCUAAUCGGGUGAAAGGCACUCCCUUCCGACCAGUCAAGGCUGUGGCUGUGGACCUGUUUCCACAGACCCCACACUGUGAGAUGCUCAUCCUGUUUGAGAGGAUGGGACACCCCAAUGGCACAGGAGCCCUAGAGCACCAAGACUCUCCAGCCAAGCCUCCUCUGGGGCCCCCGGAUGACAUUCUGCUGGACACUGAGGUCUCCCUCCUGUCCUAGGAUUUGGGAGCUAUAAAAGCCAGCUCUUCCAGAGCAGGGCCCAUUAUGGGGGCAGAAGCUGGGAGUCUCACAGCUCCACUGACCCCCAGCUGCUCAGGUGUGCAGUCACAGGCACACGGCCUAGCUGCCUGUAAGAUGAGUUGGCCCACUGCUAUGGUCUGUGGCUUGAAGGCAGGUAGACUCCCGGGUCCUGUCCAUCCCCUACCCCAAGUCCCUUCUGGAACACAGGGUGUAAGGGCUGAAAUAAACAACUGCUUAAUCAAGGAUGUCUCUGUGAUU
This is a messenger RNA of Castor canadensis (American beaver), 2416 nucleotides long. It is a transcript of the gene Trmt2a, whose product is annotated as tRNA methyltransferase 2 homolog A. Gene Ontology annotation, biological process: RNA processing. The record is from RefSeq and is a predicted model, not a curated record. NCBI's taxonomy places the organism in Eukaryota, Metazoa, Chordata, Mammalia, Rodentia, Castoridae. Gene Ontology annotation, molecular function: RNA binding; RNA methyltransferase activity.